Brassica napus (rape) is the source of this 1524-nucleotide messenger RNA. RefSeq lists its product as uncharacterized. Lineage: Eukaryota; Viridiplantae; Streptophyta; Magnoliopsida; Brassicales; Brassicaceae. The transcript has 5 exons. Gene Ontology annotation, biological process: protein desumoylation. Gene Ontology annotation, molecular function: deSUMOylase activity. Gene Ontology annotation, cellular component: nucleus. The coding region runs from base 1 to 1524 and encodes 507 amino acids. The record is from RefSeq and is a predicted model, not a curated record.
AUGGAUUCUCUGAAGGCAAAAGACUUGACGCAAACAGGUUACACUGUUGAUGGGUUUAUACAAGUCCUCCAGGUGUGGGUGUACUAUGCUAUGCCAGAAUUGGAUGCUAAUUAUGGGCUUCCGUACCAUACAAACCGUCUCCACUGUUGCUGUCUUACAAGGGUGGCCAAGGACGACGCAGAUAUUAACGUGAACAACUUUGUUCAGAAGGACCUUGAUGAAAUGUUUCCAGAAUGGGACGGGGACGUAGAGGACCCAGCCGCGGAUAACAUAAUUAAAGUCAUGUUUAAUGAUCCUGGAUGGAAGUGGACCAUGGACUGCUGGCAAGUCACCGGUACUCACAAGGUUGUGAAGAUAGAAGUGAGUCCAGUGAAGACGGAAGUGAGUCCAGUGAAGUCAGAGAGUGUUGUGAAGGAAGAAAGUAGCAGACCUAGGAAGAAAGCUCGUAAAGGGUCUUCUGUUUCUGCUGAGGCACCUGCAGCGGGUAGUGAUGGUUUUGGGAUGACGAAAGAGCAGAUUGAAAGGGCCUUCAAAGACAUAUCUGAUGUCAUGAGUGAUGGCUUUGGGACGUGCCUUAGGGAGAUCAAGUUGUUUGGGGAUAGGAUGGGAGCUGUGGAGAAGAAGAGUGAAAGUGUGAAUGGGGCGAAAGCAGGACAGAAAGAAGCCAAAGAACCGAGUGUUACUACAGAACCGAGUUCCUCGACAGAGCUCUGUCUUGUGAAACAUGCAGACGACUUACCAAGUGAUGAACCUAGCGUUCUUAUAUUGGACAAACAAGUACCCACUGCUUCAGAUUUACUCUUGGAGGAAGCUAGAAGGCAGACAAAGAAGGAGACUGCUAUGGUGAAUCUCCGUGAAAAAGGAAACAACACUGCCAAAAAGAUCAUUCCAAACAAAAAGGUUGGCCAAGGCUAUGAUCCUUUUGCACCCUAUGACAAGAGGAAGUCGAAGGAGCUCACUGAAUGGCUGGAAGAAGAUCCGAAGAAGACUCCCUGGUGGGCGUUGAAUUAUCAUGCAGGCGAGAUACCUUCUUUUUGCCAAUCUAAGAAGGUUUGGGGGGUGGAUGUGGAUGAUAUAUAUGCACCUGUGAACUUCAAGAACCAGCAUUGGUUUGCUAUAUGGAUAUCGAUCCUUAAGAGGCACAUAGUCAUCUGGGACAGCAUUAUCAAACAUAUUAGCCCUGAAGAACUCGAUGAGUUAAUGGAGCCUUUUGUCACAAUGGUCCCUUAUCUGCUUGUUGAGUGUGCUGUCUCUGACGAACAAAAGGUUCAAUACACAUUGGAGCCAUACACAUAUGAGAGACAAACCGUUGGAGUACCUCAGUGCCGAGCUGGUGAUUGUGGCCCCUUCACUCUGAAGUACAUUGAAUGUCAUGCUCUUGGGAUGGAAUUUCCCAAAGCGUUAUGUCCUAGAAACGGGAAGACUAUCAGGGAGAAGAUGGCGGUGGAUAUAUUUCAAGAGCUUCCUAUGUGCCAUGAAUGGGAAAACCAAGUCAAUGAUGAGAACCUGGGAACGUAUGAGUAG